Diatraea saccharalis (sugarcane borer) is the source of this 1755-nucleotide messenger RNA. Lineage: Eukaryota; Metazoa; Arthropoda; Insecta; Lepidoptera; Crambidae. The record is from the annotation of a GenBank genome assembly.
AUGUUCGCCACCGUGCGAGCGUUCAUCGUCAGGCUGGGUUGGUCUUGUUGCGGCGAGGAGUGGGGCAUCUGCCGCGUGCUGCUGCGGCACUGCGCCGCCAGCGCGGCCGCCACGCGCGCGCACGCCAGCGCCACGCUGUACGCGCUCAUGCGGCAGCACUACCAGCUGGGCAACAACUUCAGUCGAGUGAAGAUGCAGGUGACGAUGUCUCUAUCGUCCCUGGUGGGUACAUCUGCGACCCUCAGUGAGGAGUCCCUCCGUCGCGCUCUGAAAGCGGUGCUGCUGUACGCCGAGCGUGAUGCUGAACUGGCCAACACCACCUUCCCUGAACAGGUUAAAGACCUGGUGUUCAACCUGCACAUGAUCCUGUCGGAUACGGUGAAGAUGAAGGAGUUCCAGGAGGACCCCGAGAUGCUCCUGGACCUGAUGCACCGCAUCGCGCGCGGCUACCAGCACAGCCCCGACCUGAGGCUCACGUGGCUCAACAACAUGGCGCAGAAACACAUGGAGCGUUCGAAUCACGCGGAGGCGGGCAUGUGCCUAGUGCACGGCGCAGCACUAGUCGCCGAGCAGAUCAAUGCGGGCGGCCGCGGCGCAGCACUACUGCAGCACGUCACACACAACGCGCUCGACGAGAGCUGCGCCGACGCGUUACAUCACCACCUCACCCACCAGGAGCUGCAGGCAUUGCUGGAACACGCAGCGAGUGAGCUAAUGACGGCGGGCAUGUACGAGACAGUGAACGAAGUGUACAAGGCGCUCCUGCCCAUCGCUGAACAAGCGCGAGACUACAAGAAACUAGCAAACAUACACAGUAAACUGCACGAGGCGUUCACACGUAUCGAGCAGUUGCACGGCAAGCGCGUGUUCGGUUCAUACUUCCGCGUGUCCUUCUACGGCGCACGGUUCGGUGACCUGCACGGCGAGGAGUUUGUGUAUAAGGAACAUGCGCUCACCAAGCUGCCAGAGAUAUUCAGCAGGCUAGAGAAUUUCUACGGCGCCCGCUUCGGUCCCGAGAACGUGGUGAUAAUAAAGGACUCCAACUUGGUGGACCCGAGCGCGCUGGAGCCGGACAAGGCUUACAUACAGAUCACGUACGUGGAGCCAUACUUCGAGCCGCACGAACUGAGGAAACGCGUCACACACUAUGAGAGGAACUUCAAUAUCAAACGGUUUAUGUACGCAACCCCGUUCACUGCCAGCGGCCGCGCGCACGGAGACAUCGCGGAACAAUGCAAGCGGAAGACGAUACUCACCACCGCACAUCACUUCCCGUACGUCAAAACAAGAAUACAGGUGGUACAGCGGACGCAAAUCAUACUUUCGCCAAUAGAAGUAGCCAUUGAAGAUAUACAGAAAAAGAUAAACGAGCUGUGGGCGGCGACGAGCCAGGAGCCCGCGGACCCCAAGAUGCUGCAGAUGGUGGUGCAGGGCUGCAUCGGCACCACCGUCAACCAGGGGCCGCUCGAGCUCGCGCAGGUGUUCCUGGCACCUGUAGCGGAGGGCACGCAGCCUCCCACCAGACUCACCAACAAGCUGCGUCUCGCCUUCAAGGACUUCUCCAAGAAAUGUCACGACGCGCUGCGCAAGAACAAGAACCUGAUCGGCAGCGACCAGCGCGAGUACCAGCGCGAGCUCGAGCGCAACUUCCAGCGGUUCACGGAGCGCCUGGCGCCCCUCGUGCACCCGGCGCCGGGGCACGUCGCCAUGCUCACAAAUGGACUAAGCAAACCAGACUACAAGUUCCAAGCGUAA